Messenger RNA from Cuscuta europaea, 318 nucleotides. NCBI's taxonomy places the organism in Eukaryota, Viridiplantae, Streptophyta, Magnoliopsida, Solanales, Convolvulaceae. The record is from the annotation of a GenBank genome assembly.
CCCGAAGCAAAACAAAACAGAAGCAAAAAUCAUAAGAUGGUUGGCAUGUGGUCUUUGUUUCUUGAGAUAGACCAAAGCAAGACCACAUGGGCAUUCAAAGCAAGAGCGAGUCGGGUUUAUCGUGAACCGGCACACGACUGUUUUCCGAAGUCCGUGGAGAUUGUUUUUCAUGAUGAGGAGGGUUCCAAGAUGCACGCGCACAUUCAGGACCAAUACGUCAACAAGUUCAUCGGUAUCUUCAAGGAAGGUCGUGUUUUCGCGGUGAAAAAUUUCAUGGUGGAGGAGAGUUAUAUGUUUUUCAAAACCACAACUAGUGCC